AAAGUUAACCCCAGAAAUGUGCUUCCAAGUCGUCACACAAUCUUCAUACGUGGACUUCCUGGGUCCACGGACGUAGGAAAGGUCAAGGAGUACUUCUCAUCGGAGUCAAAUUCAAAAUGCUCAAUUGACUUUUUCUCAACCUCGGAAGAUCGGAAGCGAUUAUCCGUUGCCAUACGUUUCAAGUCCAAUGAUUUAGCCCGGGAAAUGAUUGCCAAGUACAAUAACAACAUGCUAUUCGGACAUCCGGUUGAAUUGACCUGGUUCAGGGAUCUUAAAAAGGCCCCAUGUAGAAUUGAUUUCAAUUUUCUCUCAGUGUUUGAGGAGCAACGACAAAGUGGUGGAAGGUCUUUCCAACGUUCCGGAUUCAGAGGAAAUUUCCGAAAUUUUCAGGACAGGCGUGGAAUGGCCAAUUCCCCUGGUAAUUAUGACAGCGGAAGAAGGGCUAGAACUGGUUCUUCAUCUUCAGGUGGUGCUGCUGAAAAUUCCGGAUUGCGUGGUCAGUCAGGGAAAGCAAGAUACAGUCGUUCACGAAGUCGGUCUUUCACAGGAUCGUCAUCGCGUAGCGCCAGUCCUUCUGGUCAGUCACGAUCCCGGUCCCAUUCUCGCAGCCGGUACGUUCGAUUUCACGUCUUAUUCUCUUUGUGGCGAAUGUGUUUCAAUGUGCAGUCGUGUCCAGUAUGUGUUUAUGCCACCUAA
Messenger RNA from Echinostoma caproni, 696 nucleotides. The record is from the annotation of a GenBank genome assembly. Lineage: Eukaryota; Metazoa; Platyhelminthes; Trematoda; Plagiorchiida; Echinostomatidae.